UAGACUGUAGAAAAUAAUGGAAGUCAAUGCCAGGUCCUCAUAAAGAUAGCUGUAUCAGAUUGUGUGUGUUGGAUCAUCCUGACAUUCUGGCUCUGUUUUCGUUCUCUUGAACUCUGACCGUCAUGAUUCAUAAAUCAUCAUCCAUCAGUUCAUCGGAGCGAUAACGCUCAGCCAAGGCUCUGCGUGCGGUUGGAUGCAAAGGCAGAGAAAUAAUCCGACCCAUGGCAGCAUGUGUCACAUCUCUGGACGAGACGGACCGACAACAUCUCGUUUUGGACCAUGAGGAAAGUUUCCACUGUGGGCGUCAGAGCACCGGGCACUUGUGGGUCCAGGGUUUUAGGCGUUGCACCACAAAGCGGCCUCUGCGUGACCGCCGCUGGGACCAUCGUGGACGGGAACGUAGAUGGGAGCAAAGGAGCGGUGAAAGCGGUCAGGAAGAGGGGCGUGGAUGGACGGGUGCGCCGCUUCGAGGAGAUCCCCCACACGGGGAGGAACGGUUGGAUCAACCUGCUGAAGUUCUGGAGGGAAAAUCGUUUCCAGCAGCUCCACAAACACAUGGAGGGGACCUUCAACACCCUCGGCCCCAUCUACAGGGAGAAGGUGGGAACUCUCAGCAGUGUGAACAUCUUGAUGCCAUCUGACGUCAGCGAGCUGUUUCAGUCCGAGGGGCUGCACCCUCGGAGGAUGACCCUGCAGCCGUGGGCAACGCACCGGGAGAUCCGCAACCACAGCAAGGGGGUCUUCCUCAAGAAUGGCGAGGAGUGGAGAUCUGACCGCCUGCAGCUCAACAAGGAGGUGAUGCUGAGCGCCGCUGUGAAGCGUUUCCUCCCCCUCCUCGACGAGGUGGCGAAGGACUUCUGUCGGAUGCUGCAGAGGAGAGUGGAGCGGGAAGGAAGGGGGGAGGAGGGCAAGCGAAGCCUCACCGUCGAUCCCAGUCCUGACCUUUUCCGCUUCGCCCUCGAAGCCAGCUGCCACGUGAUUUAUGGGGAGCGUAUCGGCCUCUUCUCCUCGUCUCCCUCCCUGGCGUCUCAGAAGUUCAUCUGGGCAGUGGAGCGGAUGCUGACCACCACCCCUCCCCUCCUCUACCUGCCCCCUCGCCUGCUGCUCCGAAUCGGUGCCCCUCUGUGGACCCAGCACGCCACAGCGUGGGACCACAUCUUCAGCCACGCCGAGGCGAGGAUCCAGAGGGCCUACCAGCGCCUGACGUCCUCCAAGGGCCGAGGGUCCGCCACUGAGGGUCAAUACACCGGAGUUCUGGGGCAACUCAUGGAGAAAGGGCAGCUUUCUUUAGACCUGAUCAAAGCCAACAUCACCGAGCUGAUGGCUGGAGGGGUUGACACGACAGCCGUCCCUCUGCAGUUUGCUCUGUUUGAGCUGGGACGCAACCCCGAGGUGCAGGAAAUGGUUCGGCAGCAGGUGAGGACAUCGUGGGCGCAGGCAGGCGGGGAUGCUCAGAAAUCCCUGCAGGGGGCGCCGCUGCUGAAAGCCACGGUUAAAGAGGUUCUCAGGUUGUACCCAGUGGGAAUCACGGUGCAGAGGUAUCCUGUCAAAGACAUCAUUCUGCAGAAUUACCACAUCCCUGCAGGGACCAUGGUCCAGGCCUGUCUCUACCCGAUGGGGAGGAGCAGCCUGGUGUUCGAGGAGCCGCUGCGCUUCAAUCCCAGCCGCUGGAGCGGCAGCAGGGAGGGGGCAGCGUUUCGCUCGCUGGCCUUUGGCUUUGGGGCGAGGCAGUGUGUCGGGAGGAGGAUCGCUGAGAACGAGAUGCAGCUGCUGCUCAUGAAUAUCCUGCUGAACUUCCAUGUCAGCGUGCCGUCCUCAGAGGACCUGAAGACCACCCUCACCCUCAUCCUGCAGCCCGAGACGCCACCAAAGAUCACCUUCAGCAAGCUCUGACGCACAAAUGUUUCUUUAUACACUUUAAAGAUGAUAUUUAAAAUCCACCCUCAUGCUUUACAUUUAAUUUAGUCAUAAAAAAGCAUCAUAUCUACCUUCUGACUGCACUCACUGCGGCGCUGUUAGCUUUACUGUCCAUCAGGUGGCGCUAAAACUCACUAAACACACCUGUACAACAUUUAAUGAGCUCCUCCUUUUUCACCUGUCAGUUUGCUUCUUGCUGCUCAACAGGUUGGUCGUGUUUCCUUUCCUAAAACUAAACUUUGCUCCAUUUAUAUUGUUGUGUCGAUCAGUUUGAUUACACUUUAAAGCAUUAAUGAUUAUUUAGCAGCAGGUUGUUUGUUCCUCUAUAGAUCUGUCUGCUGCUUUGGUUGAAAGUUUAAAGAAUUUUCCACUCAAAAUGGGGAAAAAAAAGUUAAAUUUUAUAAUUAUUUAGUGUUUUUUCUAGACAUUCCACACUUGCACAUUUAAAUUGGUCAUCACAAUGUUGCAUUUUGUUUUUUCUGUGUGAAAAGUGACGUUUGCAGCUGGAAACAGUCUGCUGCGUGGUUGAUUCAUGUAAGGCGUGUGCCUCAGAGCAGAGCUGCAGCUUCAGGA
Molecule: messenger RNA, 2490 nt
Organism: Austrofundulus limnaeus
Lineage: Eukaryota; Metazoa; Chordata; Actinopteri; Cyprinodontiformes; Rivulidae
Gene: cyp11c1
Product: cytochrome P450, family 11, subfamily C, polypeptide 1
Exons: 9
Coding region: 280-1893 (537 amino acids)
Biological process (GO): cholesterol metabolic process; C21-steroid hormone biosynthetic process; glucocorticoid biosynthetic process
Cellular component (GO): mitochondrial inner membrane
Molecular function (GO): monooxygenase activity; iron ion binding; heme binding
Source: RefSeq, a predicted model, not a curated record